AUGGCCCGCAGCACCCGCGACGGCUGCCCCUCUCCGGAGCCGGCUUUCCCGCGGCCCUCCUGCUGCCCGUGCCCGGGCUCCAGCAGCGCCUCGCCGGCCUCCUCCCCGGACUCCGGCGGCUCUUCGCCGGCCUACCGGGGCUGGCGGGCGGCGGGCGGGCGGGCGCGGCUGGGCGGUGGUCAGCGGCAGAGCGCCAGCCAGCGCGAGAAGCUCCGCAUGCGGCGCCUGGCCCAGGCCCUGCACGCGCUGCGCCGCUACCUGCCGGCCUCGGUGGCGCCCGCCGGGCAGAGCCUGACCAAGAUCGAGACGCUGCGCCUCGCCAUCCGCUACAUCGGCCACCUCUCCGCGCUGCUCGGCCUCGGCCCGGAGCCGCGCCCGCCGCCCCACCUGCCCGAGCCGCGCCUCGCGCCCGCCGCCCCCGCCCGGCUGGAAAGGGAGCCGUGGCGCGCCGCCCCCGCCCCGGGCUGCGGACCCGGCGGCCGAGCCGGCGCCGCGCUGCUCCCGGCGGAGCUCCCGGCCGCGCCCCCGUCGCCCGCCUGCCAGAGCCUCCCCGACGAGCUGCUCUCCUUCCUGGAGGACUUCUUCCCGCUGGCGGCUCCCGGCAGGGACUGA
This is a messenger RNA of Crotalus tigris (Tiger rattlesnake), 612 nucleotides long. RefSeq names its product mesoderm posterior protein 1-like. Bases 1 to 612 code for a protein of 203 amino acids. Gene Ontology annotation, biological process: somite rostral/caudal axis specification; heart morphogenesis; mesoderm formation. NCBI's taxonomy places the organism in Eukaryota, Metazoa, Chordata, Lepidosauria, Squamata, Viperidae. The record is from RefSeq and is a predicted model, not a curated record. The transcript has 2 exons. Gene Ontology annotation, molecular function: RNA polymerase II cis-regulatory region sequence-specific DNA binding; DNA-binding transcription factor activity, RNA polymerase II-specific; protein dimerization activity. Gene Ontology annotation, cellular component: nucleus.